This is a messenger RNA of Suillus discolor, 1131 nucleotides long. RefSeq lists its product as uncharacterized. NCBI's taxonomy places the organism in Eukaryota, Fungi, Basidiomycota, Agaricomycetes, Boletales, Suillaceae. The transcript is spliced from 6 exons. Bases 1 to 1131 code for a protein of 376 amino acids. The record is from RefSeq and is a predicted model, not a curated record.
AUGUCGUCGUUUGAGCGAGCUAAGGCAUUCCUAAAUAUCAUUUUGAAAUAUAAGCAUGGACCAGGCAUUUUUGGUCACUGUCAAGCGUAUUACGGUAUGGUCGAAGCGCAAGGAAGAGGGACACUGCAUUGUCAUAUGUUAUUAUGGAUCGCUGGCAAUCCGAGUCCCCAGGCAUUGCGUGAUCGACUUGCAUCUGAUGCGAGCUUCAAAUCUAAUAUGUUUCAGUGGCUAGAGAAUAUUAUUAGCUGCAAGCUUCCAUAUGAUAAGGGUCCUGUACCUGAAACAUCGCCCAAUGAUGCAUGCAAACCUGUGCGCACACACGAACUCGACCCAAGGCUAGAACGAUCCCCACAAGUAGCUGAAAUGGAUGCAAAAUCCUUUGAAUAUGAAUUCAAAAAGUUUUUGAGUCGUCUUGCUGUAGAAUGUAACUGGCACAUUCAUAGCGAGACAUGUUAUAAGCAUCUAAAAAAUGGACAAAAAAAAGGAGAUUCAACUUGUCGAAUGCGUCUCGAUGGCUCUGUGCAGGACGUCACGACUAUUGACAUUGAAACUGGCUCUAUUGAGUUGCGACGAUGGAGAGGUCGAUGCAAUACAGACACUCAGUUCAUUGGAUCAGGUGAAGCUGUGAAGGCAGCAGUAUUUUAUAUCACUGAAUAUAUCACUAAAGGAGACUUGCCUUUGCAUGUCGCUUUACAAGCAUUGGAGUAUGCACCUAAGAUGCACAAUGCUAAAUAUAUUACAGAUCCACAAGUAGAUCCACAGAAAAAGGAUAGUAAUCUACUUACCAAGUCUGUAAAUGCGAUGAUGGGUUGGCAGGAAAUGUCUCAUCAACAGGUAAUGAGUUAUUUAAUAGGUGGAGGCGACUACUAUACCAGUCAUACUUUUGAGACUAUCAAAUGGUAUGAAUUUUGUGCAAACGAGGUCGUAAGGCUUUGCCGCGUGCUCAAUUCCUUACACAACAUAGUCAAUGUGGAGACUCAAUUGGAUAUCGAUGCCCUCCACGACGUUCUAUUGUCAAAUCCAGCUCUUGAUGGUGAUGAAUUUGAUGAUGAUGUUACAGGCUCGCAGUUGAAUGAAAAUGCGGAUAUUACUUCUGUAUAUUAUAAACCCGAACUUACUCAAGGCAGAUGA